UCAUGGCCGGUCUGUGACCCAAAUGACGAACACAAUAAAGACUGGACCGUGGCCCGCCACCACAGGCUUAAACAGCCCCUUAACCCACCAAUCCAGUCUCAGUAUGAGCUCUUCAUCUUCCACAGGACCCACUUCACCAUUGACCACAUCCCCACAACUCUCCUUCACCUCUGUAAUUUCCUUCUCCGUCUUUUAUCAUGUCCAUCCUGUGAUGAUUAUUUAGGCUCUUCGUUAGAUUCAAAUUCAAAUUCAAAUUUAUUUGGGCUCAAGGAUGAUAGUGGAAAUAAAAUGGAGCAACAACCAGACACAAAAUUGGUUGAAGAGACUGUUGCAGUGGCGAUGUCGGAGACAACUUUCCGAUUCUUCGUGCUAAAUGCUACAAAGACUACUGUUCGAAGCAAUCCAUAG
This is a messenger RNA of Ilex paraguariensis (yerba mate), 408 nucleotides long. The record is from the annotation of a GenBank genome assembly. Lineage: Eukaryota; Viridiplantae; Streptophyta; Magnoliopsida; Aquifoliales; Aquifoliaceae.